AAGACCAUAGCUUGGAACUUGUUUGACUUCACUUUUCAAAGCUCUGCUCACUGUUAAUUUCUUCAACAAUGGCUUCUCUUGAUGGGCGCCAUUUCUUUAAGGUAGUUCUUGAAGACGCUACUCGGAGUGGCAAACUUGGGAUUCCUGCCAAAUUUGCAACAGAUUAUGGGAAUUCUCUUUCAAACCCUGUGUUCAUUAAGGUCCCAGAUGGAAAAAUCUGGGAAUUAGAAUUGGUAAAAUGUGGUGGCAAAAUGUGGUUUCGAAAUGGCUGGCCCAACUUUGCAAAGCACUACUCGGUGCAGCCUGGACAUUUCUUGGUUUUCAGAUAUGAAGGGGGUUGCCAUUUUCAUGUCAUCAUAUUUGAUCGAACUGCAACGGAGAUCAAAUAUCCAGACGUUAAACAAGAAUUGAAGGUUGAAGAAUCUGAAGACGAUGAGCUUGUAAACAUCGUAAAUGGAAUCUCUAAUGGCUCGAGAGAGAAGCCAGGGCUGCAAUGUCCUCGGCCUCAUAAGAUGAUGAGACCAAAUGUUCCCAAGUUUGAACCUGUGCCUGCACGGUCCUCAGCUGGAACAAGUGAAACACGAUCGAGUAUGGUUUGCAGGGCGAAAUCUGAUGAAAAAUAUAUGGCUUUACAAAGAGUUCGCAGUGCCUUCAAGUCCAUAAAUCCAUUCUUUUUGGCUUUCAUGCAACCGAGUUAUGUAGGUCCUAUUACCAACCAUAGCUGUUCUGUGGGAAUACCAAAAGAGUUUUCCAGGUUAUAUCUGAAGGACAGUGGCGAUGUUGUUCUCUGUGAUUCUGAUGGGAAAACUUGGGCCGCCAAGUCCAUGUCGACAAUUGGAAGCAACAGACGGGCAUAUGUGAGACUCUGUAAUGGAUGGGGUGCUUUCGUACGAGAUAAAAACAUACAAGUCGGCGCUGUCUGCGCCUUCGAGUUAAUCAAUCGUAAAGAAAUUUCAUUCAAAGUUAUCAUUUUCGAAGGCAAAAGUCAUAUUUUCAUGGAUUACAACCUUUUACUGAUGUUACCUCUGCUGAAAAAAGUGAAACCGGAGCCUCGUCAUCAACUCAUCGACAAUGGCAGCAGCCACUGGAGGCGGGUGAAAAAGCUUUUGGAAGCACAUUGAUAGCCCACGAAACAGCUCUUCAUAAAGCACUGGCUUUCACUUCUGAAAAUCCUUACUUUGUUGUUGUCUUACGACCAUCAUAUAUGAACCAUUCAUUGUGUAUACCGCAACCUUUUUCCAGGACACAUCUCGAGAGCUCCGUCACCAAAAUCAAUGUAGACAUAUGUCUUUCGAACGGGAAAUCAUGGCCGGCUUUGUAUUGUCAACGAAGCAACAUAAGAAAUCCAAAAGGAAGAAUCCGUGAUGGUUGGAGGGCAUUCGUCGAUGACAACAAUUUACAAGUUGAUGUAUGCGUCCUAGAGAUGACAAAUCAUGACACUAAAAUCUCCUUCAAAGUACACAUAUUCCAGGCCAUUGCAGA
Molecule: messenger RNA, 1482 nt
Organism: Hibiscus syriacus
Lineage: Eukaryota; Viridiplantae; Streptophyta; Magnoliopsida; Malvales; Malvaceae
Product: B3 domain-containing transcription factor VRN1-like
Exons: 4
Coding region: 69-1121 (350 amino acids)
Molecular function (GO): DNA binding
Source: RefSeq, a predicted model, not a curated record